AUGAGACUGGUGUACGGCACUGAUCAGCAGUGGCGAGGGCAGGCCGCGCCCUGGGCUGCCUCAAGCUGCAGCAUCAAGGCUUUGGCCGUGCUGGCGGGCAAGGCGCUGCUGGUCGCCAAGGUGGCUCUGGUCCUCGCCUCGGUGUUGGGCUUGUCCCACCUAGUUGGCCACGGCCAUAAGGGCGGCACCACCUACGAGAUCGUCAAGCACCCAGUGGUGUCUCACGGCUACUCACACUCUCAAGCUGUCCUGCCUGCCGACGACCACCACCACUUCGAUGUGACUGCCGUAGGCCACGGCGGCGGACACGGAGGCGGAUUCGGAGGCAACGUCGGCGGCGGCCACGGGGGCGGGCAGCUGUACG
Molecule: messenger RNA, 364 nt
Organism: Gryllus bimaculatus (two-spotted cricket)
Lineage: Eukaryota; Metazoa; Arthropoda; Insecta; Orthoptera; Gryllidae
Source: the annotation of a GenBank genome assembly